AUUUCACACUGGGCUGUCCAUCACGAGUGGCCUCGGUGGUAUUCUAAAAGAGGCGAGGAUAUGGAGCGCAUAUUUGCUCGGAAGAGAUCGAGGUCGGCCGGGAACAGGAAACCGUCGGACACGGAUUCUGCUGCUACACCAAGCUCGACCGAUCGGGAGUCGCGGGGACAGAAGAGCGCCGAGUACAGGCAGCCGCAGUAUGGGACUCUUCUUGCUACCAAAAACGUCUUCAUGCGUGAGUCAGAACUGGACAUUUCGCUCGGAAGCAAGCGAGUGUAUGAACGUUUACUGCAACAGAAAGGAGAACUGCCUGGCGACUCCUUGUUUAGCAGCGACCGGUUCAAGGCAUCGUGCAGAAACAUUCAGGACCGGAACGAAGCCCGCGUGAUCCAAGACAUAGGCAGGCUGAUCGUCCCGUCAGCAGAAGUCCUUACUACAUAUGGCGCCUCUCACCUACAGGUCCUCAUCGAGAGCGUCAACGAAGGCUGGAACUCCUCUAUACCUAUCACCAAAACACGACCGCAGCCAGACUAUGCAGUUGGCUUUCGUCGAGAGGCUUUUACACAAGAUCGUCUCAACAGAAUGCGCCCUAUCGUUGGUGACCUUACUCAGGAACGGUCGUUCUUUAUGGCCACCUGGUACAUGUACUUUCCCUUUCUUACCUGCGAAGUGAAAUGCGGCGCCGCGGCCCUCGACGUUGCAGACCGCCAGAAUAGCCACAGCACGGCUAUUGCGGUGCGCGCGGUGGUGGAGCUGUUCCGAGCAGUAAAACGCGAGAAGGAGCUGCACCGCGAGAUUCUCGCGUUCUCCAUCUCGCACGAUCAUCGAAAUGUUCGCAUCUAUGGCCACUACGCCGAGGUUGGUGUAGGUGAGUCGGAAACGAAGUACUACCGCCAUCCGAUCCACGAUUUCAGCUUUACUGCUGCCAAUGGGAAGGAGAAGUGGACGGCGUACAAUUUUACGCGGAAUGUCUACCAUGACUGGAUGCCGACUCACUUCGCGCGCAUCUGCUCGGCCAUCGACCAGAUCCCCGCUGACAUCAGCUUUUCUGUGCAUUCGGAUUCCUGCUACUCGGAGCGAUUAUCGGCCUUAUCGCAAGAUCUCGAAGAACGCAGUAUGAGUCAGUCCGACGCAGGCUCUGCUUCUGUCCAGGGUCAGGAUAACGUACCAUCAAGUUCCAACCGGGAACCUACCUCAGCUUCCGACACUACGGUCUCCGACAGACUAUUUAAGAGGCCAAAAGGAAGAAGAUCUGCUCGAGAACCCCGAUGA
Messenger RNA from Zymoseptoria tritici IPO323, 1272 nucleotides. RefSeq lists its product as uncharacterized. The transcript has a single exon. NCBI's taxonomy places the organism in Eukaryota, Fungi, Ascomycota, Dothideomycetes, Mycosphaerellales, Mycosphaerellaceae. The annotation marks the transcript as partial. The record is from RefSeq and is a predicted model, not a curated record.